UUCAACACUUUCCUCCUUUUUUCUGAAGAUGUGGCAGUCGCUGUACUUUCUGGCGCUGCCAGUGAUGUCACUACUGCUGAUCUUCUCUCCUGCCGGGCGGAGCAGCGAGGACCUCACGCUCACCCCGGGGUGUCACCUCUAUCGUAAGUACCGUAAGCACUUGUUGGGUUUGGUGACCUCGAUGUACCUAAUGAAGUGUCCUCCACCAGCCUUCAACGUGACCAUCCGCAGUGACCGUCGAGGAACAUGCAGAGGAACCCACCUGGUGCACGCCUGCGUCGGUUAUUGCGAGUCCAGCGCCUUCCCGUCCAGGUACUCGGUGCUGGUGGCUUCCAACUUCACCCACAACGUCACGUCCACGUCACAGUGCUGCACCAUCAGCAGGGAGGCCAAGGUCAAAGUUCGCUUGGAGUGCCCGGGAGGACGUCACCACGAUGAGCUGGAGAUCCUGACAGCUAAGGCGUGUCGCUGCGACAUGUGCCGCAGCUCACGACACUGA
This is a messenger RNA of Nerophis lumbriciformis (worm pipefish), 499 nucleotides long. RefSeq names its product glycoprotein hormone subunit alpha 2 (gene gpha2). Gene Ontology annotation, cellular component: extracellular region. Gene Ontology annotation, biological process: cell surface receptor signaling pathway. Gene Ontology annotation, molecular function: hormone activity; hormone receptor binding. The record is from RefSeq and is a predicted model, not a curated record. NCBI's taxonomy places the organism in Eukaryota, Metazoa, Chordata, Actinopteri, Syngnathiformes, Syngnathidae.